AUGAAACACUUUCCAGUUGCUGUUCGCCAGUACAUUUCUCACUGCCAGGACAAGGGUUUCUCCCUCAGAUACAUCGGCUCCCUUGUCGCAGACUUCCACCGGAACAUGCUCAAGGGCGGCGUCUACAUCUACCCCCCCACCUUCAGCGACCCCCAGCCCUCCGUCAGCAUGGUCUUCCAGUGCCUCCCGCUGGCCUUUUUGGCCGAAGAGGCUGGCGGCCGCGCGAGCGACGGCUUUACGCGUUUGCAGGUAAUCGAACCCACGAGCUUCGGCGACCGCAUUCCCUUCUUCUGCGGCAGCAGGCACCUCGUCGACGUCCUCAACUUCUACAUGGCCAAGAACAAACUCAGGGACGGCGGCUGGUGCUUCCGGGCCACCAGCAGCAGCAGCAGCAGCAGCAGCAGCAGCAGCAGCGGCGGCGGCGGCGGCGGCGGGGCGGGAGGGGGGGGGAGCGAUAGCGGCAGCGGCAGGGACGGAGGCGAGAGCGAUCCCACCCAGCAAGACAAACGCAGCGACAGCGAGACAGCUAGCUAG
Eimeria tenella is the source of this 534-nucleotide messenger RNA. RefSeq lists its product as uncharacterized. Bases 1 to 534 code for a protein of 177 amino acids. Gene Ontology annotation, molecular function: fructose 1,6-bisphosphate 1-phosphatase activity. The transcript has 2 exons. Lineage: Eukaryota; Apicomplexa; Conoidasida; Eucoccidiorida; Eimeriidae. Gene Ontology annotation, biological process: fructose 6-phosphate metabolic process; sucrose biosynthetic process; fructose metabolic process. Gene Ontology annotation, cellular component: cytoplasm; cytosol. The record is from RefSeq and is a predicted model, not a curated record.